AAUUGAUCAAGAACCACAGUAAUUGUUGAUGUAGAUAUUUAAAAUCUACUGCUCUCUCUUCUAUCAUCCUUAUUUUACCUCAAGAAUCAGAAUAGUACAUAACACCACCCAGAGCAGCCUCACUGACAAUGUCCAAGGCAAUCUUCCUCUCCACCAUCGACGGCAAACCUGGCAAGCCAGGCCAAGUCUAUUAUCCACUCACAGUAAAGACAUUGCCCAAACCGAGCCCUAAGGGCCGAGAGCUCCUCAUAAAAAUGACAGCAGCAUCGUUGAACCAUCGAGACGUCUUCUCACGCCAGCAUCUCUACCCGGGCAUUUCUUUCGACGUCCCCAUGGGCUCAGACGGAGUCGGGAUCGUGGUAUCCGCAGGCCCCGGCGUGAGCUCUCCGCAGAAAUGGCUAGACAAGAGAGUCAUCCUGUGUCCCCUUACGGGAUGGAAGGAUUCGCCGGACGGACCCGAAGAUAUCAGAGGGCCAAGGAUUCUGGGAGGCACGAAAGCCUAUGAGAAUGGGACAUUGCAGGAAUUCGUUGUCAUUGAUGAGGAGGAGGUUGAGGAGGCACCGGCACAUCUCUCUGAUGCGGAAGCGGCGGCAUUACCCUUGGCAGCGUUGACUGGGUGGAGGGCGCUGGUGACAAAGGCAGGAGAGAAGAAUUCAGGGAAGGGCUCUACGGUUUUGGUUACGGGCAUCGGUGGUGGUGUCGCGUUGAUUGUGCUCUUGCUUGCAGUUGCGAGGGGUGCGGACGUGUACGUGACGAGUUCGAACGAGGAGAAGAUUCAAAAGGCAGUCGAAUUGGGUGCCAGGGGUGGUGUGAAUUACAAGGAACUCGGGUGGGAAAAGAAGCUGCUGGGUCUGCUUUCUCCAGGAAAGACUUCUUUCGAUGCCAUCAUCGAUGGUGCUGGUGGGGAUUCUAUCGAGAAGUCGGUCAAGUUGCUCAAGACGGGUGGUGUACUCUCCAUCUACGGUAUGACUGUAUCCCCCAAGAUGCCUUUCACCAUGGCGGCUGUUCUCAAGAAUAUCGACGUCCGCGGUUCUACGAUGGGUUCUCGAAAGGAAUUCAAGGAGGUUGUCGACUACGUGAAUGCACAUAAGAUCCACCCAGUUGUGUCGCGCGUUAUACAUUGUCCUCUGGAUGACAUCGCAAGUCUCAAUUCUCUUUUCGAAGACAUGAAGCAGGGCAAGCAGUUUGGCAAGCUGGUGAUAGAGUUUGGCAAGUUUACGACGGAUAGUAAGCUCUGAGCAUCAGCACGUCCUGGGUAUAUACUUCACCCUGGUACCUAUUGUAAAGUACAAUCUUCCUGGUUGAGAUGAAGGACCGCAGUUGCUUCAUCACUAAUGAAAAGAUAACUAUUCUUGCUGUGUUCUGGCUGUUCCUGCCGGACGAUGGUGUCCUUCAAGCAAAAUGGCUCUUUCCUCACCAGCUCUGGCAGCUUUAAGUGCACCUCCGCUCGGCUUCAUCUGUUCAAUUUGCUCGCUUAGGCCGCGCGACUCGUUUCAGGUACAUGGGAAGCGAGACUUAUCCAUUCUUUAGCCAAGGCAAAUC
Molecule: messenger RNA, 1542 nt
Organism: Monascus purpureus
Lineage: Eukaryota; Fungi; Ascomycota; Eurotiomycetes; Eurotiales; Aspergillaceae
Source: the annotation of a GenBank genome assembly